AUGCAGCAACCAACUCAAGCGGUCUCCACUACUCAAGGUACAGAGCCAGUAGCAACAUUCAAGGUAUGUUUUAACUUUCGCCAGCUUGCAAAUCCUACUGAUUUUUUCUAAACCGAUUGCCGUUGUUUAAUGUUAAUUGCUCUUAUAACAGCUUGUUCUUGUUGGUGACGGUGGUACAGGGAAGACAACGUUUGUUAAACGCCAUUUGACAGGAGAAUUCGAGAAAAAAUAUGUUGGUGAGUACGCGACGUGCAAAAUUAUACAAUACGUGCGGUACCUUGAGAAGAGACAUGCCCAAUAGUUACCUUCAGUUUGUCGUGUUCGGAACUCUUGAGACGUAAAUCGCUCUUCUUCUCAUAAAAUAUUUGGCAGAGCAAUUUAUGCUACACCUGGCUGCGUACAAACAGUAAGCUUAACUAAAUCGUACAUGUGACCAUCAGUGCUCUAAUCGUGUUUCUUUGGUACAUUGCCGAUCGCUACUUUUUUCAAAACUGUUAAGAAAUAGAGGUAAUUUGGUAGACGACGAUGAACUUUAUGGUCACAGCCAUUCCUAUUGCAAUCGCUCCAUGCACUUUUCUUGUUCCGGUUUUGUAGUUUUCAGAAGUAAUAGGUAACAUCGGGUGAAACCAGAUUAGACAACUUAUGAGGUGUACACCCUCCAUUAUUCUCUAAAAGUAUAAAUACUGGAACAGCACCCCACUAACCUUGUAGAAUUGCUUAAAAAAAAAAGCAAAACAGCAGAGUGCCAGUUAUGGAGAGAACAUACAAGAGAGUUAAACACUGAUCUGAAAUGAUUGUGCACAAGUCAAUGGAAAGCCCUGCACCCCAAUACCCGGAUAAUGUGGGGAAUUUCUUUAAUUUUAGACUGUUCUUUUUGUCAUGGUGUGCGGGGUUUCAACUACAUUUAGAUGCAAGUAUCAGGGAGCCGGGACAAAAAGCAGGGCUUAGGCAGGGAUUCACUUUCGACCCCAUGUUGAAUAGGCACGCCGCGCAAAGAUCACUGGGAGAAUAGACCUUUUCAUGGUUUUUUCAGCUUUUAACAUGGACAACUUAGGAAAAAUCUGUCGACAACAUUGGAAAGAGCACCUUAAAAUUAGUAAGAUUGUCAAAUUUGAAAGUGAUACAUUUUAUGCAAGCAAAGAUUGCGAAAAUUUACAGACGUUUGUAUGGUGGGGGCAAGUUUGUGCCCCCCACCAUACAAGCGUCUGGAAAAUUUCGCGACUUUGAGGAGCAAUAUCUUUGUUAGUUUUCAACAAAUCACAUUCAAACUAGGCAAUUUUAUUAAUCUUAAGGUGUUCUUUUUAGUGGUGUCGAUGGAUUCUCUCCAACUUGUACAUGUCAAAAGUUGAAAAAAAAAACAUGAAAAGGUCUAUAUAUGGUCUCACUUCAUUCAAUUUUGGCUGCAUGAGAAAGAGAAAUGGACAGUACUGUUAAUGUAAAUAUCUGUUAAAGUUCAGUUGGAGACAAAAAUUCUUAAAUAUAUUAAAAAAUGAUUUUGGUCAACAUUGUGCAUUUGUUAUUUUUUGAAGUACUUUAUUGCCCCAGGAGUGGGGACCAAAAGUGCAGUUUGACGCUCAAAAUUGCCCCGCGGCUUAGUCUAAUACCCCUCUAUUCCCCAGGUAUGGGGGUGCGGGGCUUUCCCCUGACUAGUGCAUUAGGGUUAAGCACUGAACUGAAAAUGGUUAGCUUUCAAAUGAAUGGGAUAUGGCAGAAGUAAGUGUCUACUGCAUUUCCUCGAAUAAUAGCUGUCCAAGGAUUAAUCGCCACCCUCGAAUAAUCGCCCCCACUCACCCCUCUUGCCACUUUCUCUUUAUUUUAUCCCCUCCCUAUCAAGUUGAAGUAGGAUCUGAUCCAGCAAAACUGAUGAGUGACAAUUCAAGCUCUGAAAACUAAUCAACGAACCAAAUUUGGAACACUUAAAAGGCCCAUGUUCAGUUUACUUGAUGUGAUAAUUUUUUGAUUCAAUGGAAUAAUAAAACAAACUAUAUAGGGGACUUCUUCUAGGGAGCAAUAUUUGAAAUGAUCAUCCCUGGCUAUUAUUCGAGGAAAUACGGUAUUUUAGGAAUUACUAGAUUUGGCAGCUAAGCCUCAUGUAGUGGAUACAGUUGUAGGGUAUGAAGGAAGUGGCUCAGGUUGAAAGUGUCCCAGUCCUGUGUAACUGUCUUAUAUUACACAGGAAGUAAGAUUUUUUCAUGUAAUUUUACUGAAAGAAAGUCUGGCUUCAGCUUGAUGUUACCUAAUGCUAACCUUAAUACAUAAUUAAACAAGCUUCAUUAAAGCAUCUAUUCACACUAGCAAGUUUUUCUUGAUAGUGCUAUGGAUUAAGAAAAACUUUGACAAAUUUUUUCCUUACACUGAGAUUGAACUUUAAGAUUCGCUCUUCUUACACUAAGCAUAAAGAGGAAAACUUGCUAGAGUAAUUGAGGCUUUGGCAAAGUGACCAGUUAGGUUGCAUUGAUAAUGGUGCAAACAUGUGAUACAAGUUUUAUUUUGAUUACUUUUAUAAUAGCCACAUUAGGAGUUGAGGUUCAUCCAUUAGUCUUCUAUACAAACAGAGGUCCCAUUCGCUUCAAUUGCUGGGACACAGCUGGUCAAGAGAAGUUUGGUGGUCUUCGUGAUGGUUACUAUAUCCAAGGGCAGUGUGCCAUCAUCAUGUUUGACGUUACAUCAAGAGUAACAUACAAAAAUGUACCAAACUGGCACAGAGAUCUUGUUCGAGUGUGUGAAAAUAUCCCCAUUGUUCUCUGUGGAAACAAGGUGGACAUCAAAGAUCGCAAAGUCAAGGCUAAAACAAUAACUUUUCACAGAAAGAAGAAUUUGCAGGUAUUAAAACUUCACGAAAUAUGUCAGUUUUCUUUAUUGUCAUUGUUAGGGUCACUCAUUCAUUCACUUAUUUUUGCCAUUAACCACAUACAAAUACAACAAGAAUAUACAGAAAUUUAUAAUACAUUUAAAAGAUAAUAUACACGUCUAUUCUAACUAAAUUAUUUACAAAAUUAAAUGUUUAAGGUGGUAAGGACAAGGAAGCCUACGUGUAUAUAGAAGCGGGGAGUUUAUAAACUAUAGGCUUCCUGGAACUAUAGGCUAAACCAUGCAAGUUAAGGGUACUGAAUGAAAAUUUGGAUUAAUUUUUAAAAGUAAAGAAAAGAAAAAAGAAAAGGUAUGUGGCUCAACAAAGAGUAUAUUUCACUAAGAAAGAAGGGAUUUUUGAUGCUUACAUGGGCUUUAAGGGUUCUGAGCAUUUUCUUGAAAUGGUUAACACCUCCUCAGGGCUUGAAAAAAGUCUGAUCCAGUAGUCCAGGACGAGUACAUUUUCAGGAUGGAGGAGAAGUACAGUCUAACCUCUCCUUACGGACACCUCCCUAUAAUGGACAGUUUGUUUGGUCCCAGAAAUGCCAAAAAUCAUACAUUCCCUGCCUCUAUUAAUAUGGACACCUCUGUAAAGCGAACAAUAAAUUUGCUUCUGUCCCUUUGGUGUCCGUAUUAAAGAGGUUUGACUGUAACUUAUAAAGCUGACUUGCCCAAUGUUCAAGGGUCCAGGCAAGUGAUCCUCUAACAAAAUCAUCAACUAGGAGGAAGAAGUGGCCAUGAGGACAAGCUGGAGUUUCACAUUUUUUAGCCCUCCUCCUGCAGUGAUUUUGUUACCCCGUGUCCUGUGUCUCUGACGCUUAAAAAUUCUCAAGGACAUAAAAUAUUUCUUUGGGACGUAAUAAUCAAUCAAUCUAAAAGAUGUUUUUAAAAGGAUGCCCUGUUUGCACAAUUUGAAAUAUGUAUUGAGAGCUACCUCCAAACAAGAGAGUAACACUGUGCGUUCACAAAAUAGUUUAAGAAUAAUUUCUGAACAAAUAGACAGAUAUCUUCACACAGAUUCUCUGAUACUGUUUUUUUACUCAUUAUGUUUGCCAUCUAUGGAAAGCACAUGGCUGAACCAAGAUGGCAGACAGUGGUUCCUAACAUGGCAAAGCAUUUUUGUAACUGAUUGUAUCAAGCUUUAGGGCUUGUUAACAUUAAAAAGAAAUUAGAAAAUAGAACAUUUUUUGUCAGGAAGGGUGUAAUAAUUUUUUAAUAUCAGUACACUGUAAUGUAUUACAGAGAUAAGUGCUUUGCUGUUGAAAGUAGACUACAGAUUAAACGUGAUUGUCUGGUUUCAUGUGAGUUCUGGCAUCUUUUAAUAUAAUAAGGACUCAUUGGGUCAUUGAUUCCGGACUGAGACUUGUGAUUUUUCAUGAGAUGAGUCCCAGGACUCACUAUUACCAUUGUAACAAAUUCACUGUCCUGUUUAAACUUAAAACAAAACAUUUGUUUAGAGGUAAAACAUUAAAAUUAUAGCAAGAGUAUUUCCAGUUUUUUUGGUUGCUUUAAGUUUUUUCAAAAACUAUUUGACUAGUGGACAUGCAGCUAAGAGUUGUUUAAUAUUGUACACUUGAUGUCAGGUCCAGAGGGACACAGUUUUAUUUUCUUGAGACAUUAGGACUUAGAGAAAACUAAAUAAACUUGUUUCCAGAGGUACCCGACAUUAAGUGUUUUGUUAUAUUCUUAGACUUUCACUUAAACAGCGAUGAAGAAUAUAGAACGAAUCAAAACAAUAUCAUUACUUAUAGAGCUUUAAAAGAACACUAAUUCAAUUUGCAAAAGCGCUGAAUGAGUGAUUCACAAAGUACUUCCCUUGCAUCAAAUGGCGUGCACAGAAUGUCACCAAUUCCACUCAGCCUUUGAAAGAAAACCAGUUGCAAAUAUAUUUAAAUCAAACAAAUGGAUCAAAUGCACAGGUAACUUGCAGUCCUUGUGUCGUACUUGACAAGAAAAUGUAUUUCCAAGUGUUGUUAAUUGUGUAGGUCACACAGCAGUAAAAGUAAAGUACACUAAAUUAAUACUCUUUUGUUUCAGUACUAUGACAUCAGUGCCAAGAGCAACUACAACUUUGAAAAACCAUUCCUAUGGUUAGCAAGGAAACUUGUUGGUGAUCCAAACCUGGAGUUUGUUGAGAUGCCAGCUCUUGAACCUCCUGAGGUCCACAUGGAUCCACAAAUGGCAGCAAUGUACGAGAAAGAACUUCAAGCUGCUCAAGCUACAGCUCUCCCGGAAGAAGAAGAUAAUGACUUGUAGUUUUAGAAGCAUGGGUCCUGUUAGUUUCAAGAGUGAGGAUAGCAACUAUGCUUCACUUUACUUCAACCUCAUAUUAUUAUAGUAUUUGAGUUAUUAUAUACUUUGUAAAUGUCCAAUUUUUGUUAUGGAAGUUAAACAGAGUACAUAUAAAUGAGUGAAUAGAACAACACAGCAGAUUGUUAGUUAGAAAAAUCCUUCAG
Messenger RNA from Porites evermanni, 5306 nucleotides. Lineage: Eukaryota; Metazoa; Cnidaria; Anthozoa; Scleractinia; Poritidae. The record is from the annotation of a GenBank genome assembly.